GAAACUCGGCCUUGGCCGCCUCGUGUGCGCCAGGAAACUAGGACGCGGUUGGACUGGUGCCAGAGUAAUUUUAAGGCGCAUGGCUGGACCGAUGUUAACAGACAACCACAACGCAGUACGCGGGCACGCGCCCUCGGUAUGCAGUUGAAAACCAUAACCUGAUGUGUCAAGUGCAGGUGGAUAUAGCAGGCAGGAUGCGGUUUCUCUGGCAGCUCUGUGGUGUCAUGUGGCUCACAUCACUGCUCAUAUUCGGGAUCGUACUCCUCCCAGCGCUACUAGUGUCCAGAAAGUUACGUGAGCUGUUCUUUGUCACUUCUUUUCGUGUCGGAGCCUUCAUUUAUGCAGACGGCAUGGCUUCAGCCCGGCGCGCUGCGCUGAAGCCUCUGGAGUCCUUGGUGUCACGGGAUCCCGCGCUCAAGAAAGAAAACGCUCUCCGGGUGCUAGAAAUUGGCGCGGGUACAGGAGCGAACUUUGAGCACGUCACAAGAAAGAUUAGGUACACCAACGUGGAUCCCAAUCCAGAGUUCGGCAACGUUUUCCUCAGAGAGCUCAACAACUACCCAAAGAUUGAAAUGGAGCGCUGGGUCCAGUGCCACGGGGAAAACAUGGAUGAACUCGAGAAUGGGGAGUUCGAUGUUGUUUUGUUCACGUAUCUCCUGUGCUCAGUUCAAGACGGGAGGAAAGUUCUCGAGGAAGCCAAACGAGUACUCGUCAAGGGAGGACACUUGAUUUUCUUGGAGCAUGUCGCUUAUCCAAAAGGGACGUGGCCAAGGCUCUUUCAAAGCCUUAUAACUCCACUGUGGAAGAUCACAUGUGGGAACUGUCAUCUUCAAAGGGACUCCGCUAGGCUAAUAGAAACUGCAGGAUUUUCCCAAGUCACCACCCAUUACGUUUAUGCUGACAUGUGCAGUAUCUUGAAUUAUCAGGUUUAUGGUGUCGCUAUUCUAUGAAGACAUCGGGACAGUCAUAAUUUAUGUCCUGUACAUGUCAAGACGAGGCUGCGCAUGAAGUCUCUGGGGUACACAGAGAAAUCAAUUGUAGUUUCUGCACCUGGAUCAAAUAAUCCACUUAGUUGUUGUUGUUUUUUGUGUGUGUAUGAGCUCGUUUGUUAACAUUGCAUUUAUUGUCUUGUAUUUAUCGGAGUAUGUGCAAAAUAUUUCGCUUAUGUAGGCUUCUGUGUCUUUUAAAAUAUUUUUUCUUCACUUAUGUUCACUUAUUCAUGUACUGCCUUAUUAAUGUACUGGACUAAUUCCCGAAAUGCUGCUAUUGAGCUGUUUUUUUUUUGUGCUCUAUGUAAUAUUGGAAUAUUCAUGUAUUGUACUAAUUUUUGAAGUGCUACUUUUGAACCACCCUGUAACAGCCAACAGAUCAACAGUAUGAGUAAAUAAAAAAAGUUGCUUGAGAUGAAAAGGGACGCAAUUUUAUUGCAUGUGCUCUACGGACAAUUCCAUGUGUUGUUUUAUUUAUUGUUUCAAACGCAUCCAGCAAUAGGCCUCUAAAUUCAUAUGAUUCGGUGAAGUGAUAAUAAAGUGCUUGCUUCACAACAAAAUUCCUGGCACAAAAUUUUGUUUAUUAGCUUUUUUCACCUGCAGAUUAAGGUAAUAAAGUGAUAAAAACCUUCAUUUUUGGGACAACGUUUCUUUGUAGCAUAAAAAGCUCUACGACGACGAAUAGAAAUACUUGCACAUCUUUAUUCAUAUUGACUGAAAUGCGCAGUGACUACACAUUGCAAGCUUUUACAGAUGACCAGGCUGAAGUACAGAAAUAAGUACGUGAAUUGCAUCCAGCAUUAUUGCACAAAUUACUUUUCAUAAC
Messenger RNA from Dermacentor silvarum, 1815 nucleotides. Its product is annotated as putative methyltransferase-like protein 7A. Lineage: Eukaryota; Metazoa; Arthropoda; Arachnida; Ixodida; Ixodidae. The record is from RefSeq and is a predicted model, not a curated record. The transcript is spliced from 4 exons. Gene Ontology annotation, molecular function: S-adenosylmethionine-dependent methyltransferase activity. Bases 162 to 950 code for a protein of 262 amino acids.